Neoarthrinium moseri is the source of this 3027-nucleotide messenger RNA. RefSeq lists its product as uncharacterized. Gene Ontology annotation, molecular function: ABC-type transporter activity; ATP binding; ATP hydrolysis activity. The transcript is spliced from 2 exons. Lineage: Eukaryota; Fungi; Ascomycota; Sordariomycetes; Amphisphaeriales; Apiosporaceae. The record is from RefSeq and is a predicted model, not a curated record. Gene Ontology annotation, cellular component: membrane. The coding region runs from base 1 to 3027 and encodes 1008 amino acids.
AUGACAGACCAAGUAAAGGGAAAAGCAAAUAUUCUCAGUCUGGUUAAUACGGCUGAUGCCCCUCAAGACCCUUACUUGCCGUACUCGGAUCCUGAUGGCCCCAGCUUCCUCGAUACCGGCGCCUGCGUGUGUGCACUUCAAGUGGUAGAAGGGUCGAACGUUGAGGAGAAUUCGAAGAACGGCAACACCGCCUGGCAAUGUAUUGGCAACCAGACCCAAGGCGUAUACGAAGUGAAAACGGGAAAGUGGUUCAACAGUAUUGGCGGAACCAACCUGGAUCCCACGACGCUGCCGAUUUAUGAUGCAGCACACGGUCCGGAUAUCAGCAAGACUCUCGCCUGGGACGACGGGAAGAAGCAGCUCGUCGAGGCCACAGACCUGGGUAAGCUCAGUAUAUACGACCAGGCGUGUACGGCGAAAAACGAAACGACAUUCUCAACGGCAUUCUACCGGGCUGUAGAUCAGAUCGCAAAGGACCAGACUCCCGUGGAUGCAGCACCCUGUUGGAGACCCGGUGGUGCCUUGCCGGUUCGAAUCCAGACACCAGAGUCGUGGCGAGAUGCCGGCUGUAACGAGGGCUUCUUAUGUACUAAUAAUACCAUCAACUCGCUCCCGCAAUACUGCCCGCCCAUCACCGAAUGCCAAGAGGCUCGUCUCGCCGGCAUGGUCUGUCAGUUCGAGGGCCGAAUCGUCGGAAUGGGACCUUUCGAACCCGUGGUCUGCCAGGCUGGGAGCUACUGCCCAAAGCCUGGUGUUGAAAUGAUCACUUGCCCAGCGGGCUCGUACUGUCAGCCAGGCGCUGCCACGCCGACGCCGUGCAGUAUCGGGAGCGUCUGCCGCGAGGGCGCGAGCUUUGAGCGUUUCGUGAUCCCGAUCGUGCUGCUCCUGAUCAUCGACAUCGGGCUGGUAGCCGGUGCCCUCGUAAUGAUCAUUCGGAGACGGUUCCUCAAUGCCUCCAAGGCGCACUCUCUUAGGAAGCCAAAGGGGGGCAUGGGCGCCAUGUCGGCCAAGAUGUCCGGGUAUAGCUCCCUGGAUGACGACAACGACCACGAUCACGACCGCGACCUCGACCACGAGAUGAUGCCCAUGGCGGCAACGUAUUUGCCUCGCGCGGAUACUUGGACCGGGUUUCAGGCUGUCCUGGACAUUCACCGCGGCAUGAGACCAGAAGAGCUCGAGAACGCCCAGGGCAUGACACCCGAACUCCGCGCCUUUGUGGAAUCCAUGCGCAAAGCCACCGAUGCGGCACAUUUCGGUCUGUCUUUUGGAUACUCGGAUCUGAGUUUCCAGCCCAAGGGCUCCCCGAAGAUGAUCCUGCAGAACGUGACGGGCUCCAUCGAGCGCGGUAACCUGGUUGCUGUCAUGGGCGGUUCGGGAGCGGGUAAAUCGACCUUCGUCAACGUGCUGAUGGGCAAGACGGCACACACGGGCGGUAGCGUCACGGUCAAUGGCGUUCCCGGAAAGAUCAAACGGUAUAAGAAGCUCAUCGGCUACGUGCCCCAGGAUGAUAUCGUGUUGCCCGAGUUGACGGUCUACGAAAAUAUCCUCCACUCUGCUCGGAUCCGACUACCGAGAACUUGGAAGAAGAAUGAUAUUGAGGCGCACGUCAACUCUGUCAUCGACUGCCUUGAACUAUCCCACGUUCGUGACUCUCUGGUGGGUAGCGUCGGAAAGCCCGUCAUCAGCGGUGGCCAGCGCAAGCGUGUCAGUAUCGGCAUGGAGUUGGCCGCCGCACCCAUGGCCAUCUUCCUGGACGAGCCCACGUCCGGACUCGACGCCACAGCCGCCAGCUCCAUCAUGCAGACACUCAAGGCCAUUGCACGCCUCGGCAUAUCGGUCAUUGUCAUCAUCCACCAGCCUCGGAUGGAGAUUUUCGAGAUGCUCGACAAUCUCAUUCUUCUCGGUAACGGGCAGAUCAUCUAUGAAGGACCACAGGACCAGGUCCGGCCGUUCUUCGAGGGCGUAGGUUACCAUUUCCCACCCCACAGUAACUUCGGCGACGUUGUAACGGACAUCAUCACGGGCAACGGACGUGCGUACAAGAAGAGCGGCGAAAUUUCCAAGGAGAGUCUCAUCUCGCACUGGGCCAACUCGCGCCAGAGUUCGGCAAUAAGAGCCAGCCGGCCCGAAUCUAUGGCCUCGAUCCAUAGCUCGUCGAUGCGCAAGAUGAUGAGCAUGCGCGGUGCCAGCCGCCUCCGGCAGAUGUACCUGUGCCUCAAGCGAGCCAUGCUGCAGCAGUACCGGGUCCAGUCGGCAUUCUGGUUUGAGAUGGCCCUCGCAUCGGUGGCCGGCUUCCUCAUCGGCCUGGCCGAGAAUUCCAAGCAAGGCGUCAUGUUCACGGGCCUAUACAACGCCCCGUACGAGAUCCUCUCCGUGGCGACGGACCUGAAGUCGGCGCCCGAGCUCGCUCUCUUGGUCGCCAUUGCCAUUGGACUCGUAUGUGGCGCCCCUGGCGUCAAGGUCUUCUCCGAGGAGAUGCUGCUGCACCGCCGUGAGGCCGAGGCCGGCCACUCGAGACUGGCCUACUUCAUGGCCAAGAUGAUCUCCGUGUUGCCCCGCAUGGUGCUCGGCUGCCUUCACUUCUCUACCUGGGUGUUCUUACUCUCGACGCCCGUCAUCCCCUGGGGCACGGCGUUCCUCGCCAACCUUGUGUACUUUUAUUGCAUCUACGGUCUUGCUUCGUGUCUCUCCAUGGUGCUGCGGCGCGAGGAUGCCCCCCUUUUCGCAACCAUGAUCAGCCUGAUCGUUGGUAUCCUCUCUGGUGCUGCGCCGCCCCUGUCUAAGGUCAAGUCCUGGAAUUUGGAAUGGCUCUGGCGAGCAAGUCCCGGUGUUUGGCUUGCGGAGGUUUACUUUGGGCAGAUGGUGGCUCCCUUCGCCUAUCUGUAUAAUGUGGAGCUGGCUGCUGAGGCGACCGGUUAUCACCUGGACUGGCUGUGGAGGAACAUGUUGAUCCUAUUUGGCAUCGGGACCAUCUAUAGGGUGAUUGCCUACAUUGGGCUGUUCGCCGGCAAGAAGUUGAGGAUAUAG